This is a messenger RNA of Vitrella brassicaformis, 1412 nucleotides long. The record is from the annotation of a GenBank genome assembly. NCBI's taxonomy places the organism in Eukaryota, Vitrellaceae.
GGCUUUUUUUGUCAUGGGACAGAGACAUUCAACGAGUCAACUGUCACGUUCAUUUGCUCGCAGCAUCCCUUCCCCCCUCACGCAGCCAUCCCUCAACUUUCAUAGCCAGAGCCCUCCCACACAACAGCGCACUCUCACAGCUGCCCAAAGGCUCCCCACAGAAAUCGCCACCAACCCCCAAGCCAAUACACCCAUCCCACAAACACCCAUCUCCCCGCGCCUCCUCAGGCCCCUCAACAGCAAACGCCGCCCCCCACUGCUGCAGCUGACACAUGACGGGGGCAGGCAGCUCAGCCGACGGCAUCACCCUCCGCAGCACCCCUUCUGUCCGCUCCCGCAGCGUCCCUGCCAGCUCUUCUGGUGGCUUGUAUUCCUUCCCAGGCACACUUGUGGGCGGCGCAAGGUGCGUGAACUGGUUGGCAUAGCCACGGGUACAGUGGGCCACGAGGCAGAGCAGCCCCUGCUGGCGGGGAAGGAUGACGAUCUUGGACAGAAUGGGGUCGUUCUCAACCAUCAGGCAGUCGAAUGGGACGGCGGCCUCCGUGGGAUACGCCAGCAUGAGGGUCUGCGUCUUGUCGCUCCUCACUUUGGCCAUUGCAUUCACCAGACGAUCAACGUCAGAAGGGACACCUUCCUUGCGCAGCGAGGCGCCGAGCCGCCGCAGCGAUGGGUCAAGGUCGAAUGACAGCCCGCGCUCCUCACCAGUAGCAACACUCGUCAGCAGAACCACACCAAAGCCCGCAUACACACCGUCCUCGUCGUCACGCAGCGAGAAUUCCCUCUUUGCGGGGUCGUAGGUGAUCUCGACGAGUGUCUUCGAGUAGGUCUGAGUGAUCCGCGGGUUUGAGCUAAGCAUUGCCUCACACCAGCUGUUCAUAUGUGGGCUGCCGACGUAUUGCGGGCCUUCAUCAGGGGCAUCCCUCAUCUCGCCGCUGGAUGCGUCGAGCACCAUCCUCCUGCCUUCAUAGCGCCCCAGCCCCAGCUGUCGCUCCACCAUUCUCUCCAGCACCUCGGUUGCCUCAUCACACUGAGCCGCAAAGAACGGCGUGCCGUGGUUGAAGGAAACCCCAGGGAGUGAGCGGCUGAAGCGCGUCGCUGUGCGGCCUCCUGGGCCCCUGCCGCAGUCGAAUACGCUGAUUGAAACGUCCUGCAGUCGGCUUAAGUGGAAGGCGGCAGAUGAGCCACAGACUCCAGAGCCGACGAUGCAGAUCUUGACGCCGCUGAGUGCGGCAGGUUGAGUCAUCUUCUUCUUGGCUGGUGCGAGUGAGGGGAGGCGCACGCUGCUGUUGCGGAGGAUGGACAGCAAGGGAGUUGCGAGAAACAGGGCGAGGGACAUCCACCGAUGGAUGAGUCAGCAACUGCAAGCGAGUCCACGGUGACUCGCUUGCGAGUCAGCAACUGCUGGGCGUAUA